AUGGGCGUCGCCAUCUAUUUGAUCGCUUUGUUUUUGAUCUACCUCGCCUUCAAUGCGGCCAAGAUUUUCGCGUUUUUAAAGGUGAGGCAAGGACGUUUCGCAACCGUCUACGGACCAAAAAAAUACCAUUUUUCAGCGUCGAAAACGAAUGUACGAACUGGUGGCGAAAAUCGAUGGACCAUUGGCAUUACCGCUGAUUGGGACCACUUAUCUGUUCAAAUUGGAUCCCAUUGGUUAGUCAUUCAAAAUUGGCAUAUUUCUAAUCGUACGUAUAUCAGAAUUCUCGAUCCAACUCUUCAAUUGGGGCCUCGAAUACGCCGAGAAGGGCGCGUCUCUGGCGAAAUUCUGGAUUGGUCCCUUUCCGAUGAUUAUUACGCUCACUCCCGACGCAGUUAAGGUGUGCAUGUGAUAGAAAACGUAUAGUCGUAAAGUUGACGCGUUUCAGAAAGUGCUCGAAAGCAACGUGCUCAUCAACAAAAGCAGCGAAUACGAUAUUUUCCUCUCGUGGCUCGGCACCGGGCUCCUAUUGGCCGGCGGCGACAAAUGGAGGACCCGCCGGAAAAUGCUGACGCCCUCUUUCCAUUUCAACGUCCUCAACGACUUUCAGGCGGUGUUUGACUAUCAAUCGAAGGUACGGUCAGAGUACGGUACUACAGUAACCUUUUGUUCAGAUCCUUGUGGAUCAACUCGAAGAGGCCGCGAAUUCGGCGGACGAUCGGACGAUCGACGCGUUUCCCUACAUCAAACGUUGCGCCCUGGACAUUAUCUGUGGUAACUCUGGGAUAAAAUGGGAGUGAAAGUACAGUAAUCGUGGCUCAGAAACGGCGAUGGGAACGACGGUGAACGCGCAGACGAACCACACGCAUCCGUACGUGAUCGCCGUCGCCAACAUGAACAAUCUGGCGUUCAAAUUCCAAAGAAUGCCCUGGUUGUGGCUGAAACCGAUUCGACAUUUGACCGGAUUCGAGCGCGAUCACCGCAAGAAUCUGGACAUUGUCACGUCGUUCACGAAGAACGUCAUCGAGAAGAAGACGAGAGAGUUCGAGGUGAACGGAGGCGGCGGCGGCGGCGAGGAGGAGGAGGGCAAGAAGAAGAAGAAGGCGUUUCUGGACAUGUUGAUCGAGGUACGUGGAGCAGGGGUGUGCGGAAAAUUUCGGAAAAUCGGGUUUUCCGAAUUUUUUUUUUUGCGGAAAAUUUCGGAAAAAUCGGAAAAAUCGGAAAACUCACUUGUUCAUUGGUUCAAUAAAGUGUUUAAACAACGUUCUAAUACGAAAACGCUUUCUCACCGUUUUUCCGCCCAGUUAAAUAUACGUCCCACUUUCCCAUUACGUCAGCUUUUCUGAAAAAACAACACAAAUCGCAACAAUCGGUUCAUUAGAAUGAGAAAAACGAAAGAAAUUGCGUAAAAUUUAAAAAUCAAAUUUAAAAAGACGCUCGCUGCUAGACCCUUCCAAAAAUUUUGUGAUGCGCCUUUAAAAAGCAUACGGUGGUUUCGGACAAAUUGACCUUGAAUCCACACUAAUUUUCCGAAAAUUUUGCCGAAAAUUUUCGGAAAAUCGGAAAAUCGGAAAAUUUCGGAAAAUCGAAAUAUUUUCCGCACACCCCUGACGUGGAGUGUCGUAGGCUUGUACGCAACCACUUUCAGAUGAAAGAAGAAGGCGGCCUGGGAUACGAAGACAUUCGCGAAGAAGUGGACACGUUCAUGUUCGAGGGCCACGACACGACUUCUGCGGGCAUCGGAUGGUCGCUCUGGUGUCUGGCCAACAAUCCAGAGUACCAGAAGAGAUGCCAUCAAGAGUUGGACGCCAUUUUUGGUGAGUUUGAAGAGAAUCGAACACUUUUUAUCGGUAUUGUGCUCUUCCAGAAGGAUCGACACGUGAUUGUACUGUCGACGACAUCAAACGAAUGAAAUAUCUUGAAAAGUGUGUGAAAGAAGCGCUGCGAAUCCGACCGUCCGUGCCACAAUUCGCGAGGAUUGUCGAUGAAGAGUUUGAGAUUGGUGAGUGCGUCCGAAGCUUCUAGAAUACGGGUGCAAUUCCAAUUCCAGACGGUACAAUCCUUCCGAAAGGCGCUUCCCUGCUCGUGUCGCCCGCGUUCAUCCAAAACAAUCCGCGCACGUUCCCAAACCACGAGACGUACGACCCGGAACGCUUCUCGGAGGAGGAGAUGUCGAAGCGUCACGCCUACGCGUACAUUCCGUUCAGCGCCGGCGCCCGCAAUUGCAUCGGCCAAAAGUUUGCGAUGCAGGAGGAGAAGACGGUCAUCUCGUGGGUUCUACGCAAGUUUGAAGUGUUCACCGACGUCGGACUGCUCGAAAAUCUGCCGCUUCCCGAGACGAUCAUGAGACCCAGCUUGGGAUUCCCGCUCACUUUCACCCUCAGAAACUGA
This is a messenger RNA of Caenorhabditis sp. 36 PRJEB53466, 2388 nucleotides long. NCBI's taxonomy places the organism in Eukaryota, Metazoa, Nematoda, Chromadorea, Rhabditida, Rhabditidae. The record is from the annotation of a GenBank genome assembly.